Messenger RNA from Trichoderma breve, 630 nucleotides. RefSeq lists its product as uncharacterized. Bases 1 to 630 code for a protein of 209 amino acids. The record is from RefSeq and is a predicted model, not a curated record. Gene Ontology annotation, biological process: mycotoxin biosynthetic process. The transcript is spliced from 2 exons. NCBI's taxonomy places the organism in Eukaryota, Fungi, Ascomycota, Sordariomycetes, Hypocreales, Hypocreaceae.
AUGUGCGUACGGCAUACGCAAGAAAAUCCUACUCCCAUUGAUAUCCCAAUUCAUUAUCACUCUGUUCUUUAUGAUGGGACAUUUCUCGCCAACUCGACCUCCGCCUUCCGCCUUCCCCCCUCUCCAGAGGUGGACGAAGCAUGGGAAGGUCUUGGUACCACUUCAAAACCGCUCAUACUGUCCAAAUCUCAGGCAGAACGUGCUGGAAUCAGUUCCGACCAUCUCAAAACCCCAUCGGGGGACUUCCCAGUUCUCUUCGAGUUCAAUCACCACUUGCACUGCCUCAAUCUGAUCCGCAAAUCCGUCUAUUUCAAUUACAAUUACUACUCAGACCCCGACUACCCCGGGCACCACCUUGGAAAAGAUGAGGAGACAAUUGCCAAACAUGUCACACACUGCAUCGACAUGCUACGGCAGGUCAUCCAGUGUAAGCCGGAUUUAGGCGUUUUCGGACAGUAUUGGGUAAAAGACCCGGCUCAGGGCAUAGAUGGUUCUUUCGUGGAUUUCAACACGAACCACAAGUGCAUCGACUGGGAACCAGUAAGAGAGUGGGUUCAUGCACACCAAAGUCUCGAGGACAUGGUGGUGGAAUUGCAAGAGGGUGAUAAGAUCCUAGAUAUCGCGCCUUAG